AUGCUUGAUAGAGAGAAAGUGAUAAAUAUCCCUGAAUCGAAGACCCAUAUUCAUAGCUUUAGAUUCGUAGCCAUGGAGGAAGGAUGCUCUGAUAUCACAGAGGAUGCACACCGAUGGGAAGGAGAAGAGACGGGUAAGAAGAAUCAGAUUCUUCUUUUAUCUCUUGCUGAGGUUGUUAGUGAUCCUUUUCCCAUACUCAAUGCUGGUGCUCCUUUCCCGAUACUCAAGGUCAAAGCAUUGACUCUUGAUAUAAAUAUUUCAGAGGAGUUUGCUGGCAACUACUUGAAAUCACAAGGCUUUAACGUGAGCAAAUGCUGGAGAUCAAAAGAUGGAGCCUCUUGGAACAAGUGUUGUGAGGAAUUGAAAGCUGAGCAGGUGUCUUCAUUAGUGGAACUUGUGCUUAAAAACACUGAGAAACUAACAAGAUGGUCGUAUUGUUGGAUGAACGUUACCUUAAUUUUAAAAUUGAAGACGUGGUGA
Messenger RNA from Eruca vesicaria subsp. sativa (arugula), 480 nucleotides. Lineage: Eukaryota; Viridiplantae; Streptophyta; Magnoliopsida; Brassicales; Brassicaceae. The record is from the annotation of a GenBank genome assembly.